Neltuma alba is the source of this 1020-nucleotide messenger RNA. RefSeq lists its product as uncharacterized. The record is from RefSeq and is a predicted model, not a curated record. NCBI's taxonomy places the organism in Eukaryota, Viridiplantae, Streptophyta, Magnoliopsida, Fabales, Fabaceae. The coding region runs from base 1 to 1020 and encodes 339 amino acids. The transcript is spliced from 2 exons.
AUGGAUGCGAUGUCGCCAUACUAUAUUCACGCCUCUGAUAGUCCGGGGCAUAUGCACGUUGGAGAACCUCUCAAUGAGAGUAACUACAAUGAGUGGGUGAAUGAUAUGAGAGAUGUGCUCUUUGCCAAGAACAAAAUUGGGUUUGUUGACGGAACGAUCGCGAAGCCACCGGCAGACUCUACAGAUCUGAAUCACUGGAUGCGAUGUGAUGCUAUGGUGAAAGGGUGGUUAAAGAGCGCCAUGAAUAAAGAACUCAGGAGUACUGUUCGCUACUCAAAAACUGCCCAGGAUAUAUGGGUCGAAUUGAAAGAAAGAUUUGGCAAGAGCAGUGCACCAAGGGCUUACGAACUUCGACGAGCUGUCUCUCACACGAGACAAGACAAACAAUCUGUACCCGUGUACUUCACCAAGUUGAAGAAGUCUUGGGAUGAGAUCGACUCGAUUACACCGUGGCCAAAAUGCUCGUGUGGAGGGUGCAAGUGUGAUUUACAUAAGCAGCUACUAGAGAUGAAAGAGAGAGAACGUCUCUAUGAAUUUCUCAUGGGAUUAGAUGAUGUGUAUGCAACAAUCAAAACUCACAUCUUGAGCAUGAAUCCAUUGCCAAAACUUGGAACUGCGUACCAUCUCGUUGCUGAAGAUGAACAGCAAAAACUGAUCUCGGCUACACAGUCACCAUCGUUGGAGGUUGCGGCAUUCCAGGUUCAUCAUGAUCGUAAGAAGGAAAAGCCAAGGUGUGCACAUUGCAAUAAACUUGGCCACACCCAAGAGAAGUGUUACGACUUGGUUGGGUAUCCUAGUGAUUGGAAGAAAACUGGCCGGGACAGGCGAGAUAGACGAGGAACACCAAGGGCAGCCCAAGUCAGCGAAGGAGAAAGCCCAGUGCCUGGGCUCUCGCUUGAUCAAUAUACGGCGCUUAUGCAGCAGCUGAAUUUGCAGAUCAAAGCCACUAAGUCAAGUAACGACCAACCAAUAGCUAAUAUGGCAGGACUUGAGUUCGAGGACCGUGAUUGGUGUGGGUAG